AAUCGCCGCCAUGUCCGCGGUGGCGGAGUACGACUGGAAUGCCGAAUUCAACAAGGACAAGCGGCUCAAGGAGAUGAAAGGUGCUUGCUACCAGAUCCUUUCGCGGCUCAAACUCGCCGAGGAAGCUGCGAAGGAAGUCACGCGCCCCAAGAAGACCGUGCCGUUGAAUCUGGAAUCGUCGUCGUCAAGCACAGACUCGGAUGUACUCCACAAAACAUAUUGGAACCCGAUGGACGAGAUGAGCGAAUACGAAAACGACGGCAGCGAUCGCCCGCGAACACCCGCGGUUGCGAUAAAGGUAUCCGACCCGGACGAUGACAUCGAUGACGAAUCGGACAAACCUUGUGCCGUUUGCCACCGAAAUGACAACGCUGGCGAUAGCAUGUUUUGCGAUUCGUGUGACGAAGUUUACCACACGUACUGCGUUGGUCUCCACGCAGUGCCGGAAGGGUCGUUUUUCUGUCCCCCUUGCGUCAAGAAGACCUCAGCCGUUCUGCUUGAGCGCUUCAUGGAUGCAACGGUGUCGGACCUGAACGACGUUCUCAUUCACGUCGCGACGUGUCCAUCGACAGACGAACCAUGCAACGAUUCCGCGCACAAGGGCCACUGCGAGUUCUACAAGAACUUCCUUCGGUGUAUGUCCAUGCUGAACCUGCAGAUUCAAGGGACCAAAAUCGCAGCGAAGCUUGCGUCGGCCCUUGGGUACCACGCCGCCCAUUGCCGCGAGUCGACUUUUUGCAAUGUUCCAACUUGCAACGGCGCGAACCGACGAAAAAACAUCCCACCGCGCGUGCAGCCGCUCCAACUGGAUGAUGCCGAGUAGCACACAGCUCGCGCCGUCCCACCGAUGCACCAAGUUUAAUGUACCAAGCGGA
Aphanomyces invadans is the source of this 875-nucleotide messenger RNA. RefSeq lists its product as hypothetical. The transcript is spliced from 5 exons. The record is from RefSeq and is a predicted model, not a curated record. Lineage: Eukaryota; Oomycota; Saprolegniomycetes; Saprolegniales; Verrucalvaceae. The coding region runs from base 11 to 823 and encodes 270 amino acids.